UGGCCCGAGGAACGCUCCGUACUUAGGGGUGUGGCACAACGGGAGACGUAAAAGGAAUUUGUGUUGCGAUUGGCUCACCCUUCCUAUUCCCGGAAUUCGAUGGGGUUCGCACGCAGGCCAAAGGAAGUGCGGCUGACGUCCUCGCCAACUUGGAUAGCGAACAUGCCCCGGUAUGCGCAGCUGGUCAUGGGCCCCGCCGGCAGCGGGAAGAGCACCUACUGCGCCACCAUGGUCCAGCACUGCGAAGCCCUCAACCGCUCUGUCCAGGUGGUGAACCUAGAUCCAGCAGCAGAACACUUCAACUACCCUGUGAUGGCUGACAUUCGGGAGCUGAUUGAAGUGGACGAUGUGAUGGAGGAUGACUCUCUGCGGUUCGGUCCAAAUGGAGGAUUGGUGUUUUGCAUGGAGUAUUUUGCCAAUAAUUUUGACUGGCUAGAGAAAUGUCUUGGCCAUGUGGAAGAUGACUACAUCCUUUUUGACUGUCCAGGUCAGAUCGAGUUGUACACUCACCUGCCUGUGAUGAAACAGCUGGUCCAGCAGCUGGAACAGUGGGAGUUCCGAGUCUGUGGCGUGUUCCUUGUUGAUUCUCAGUUCAUGGUAGAGUCCUUUAAGUUUAUUUCUGGCAUCCUGGCAGCCCUGAGUGCCAUGAUCUCUUUAGAAAUCCCACAAGUUAACAUCAUGACGAAAAUGGACCUGCUGAGUAAGAAAGCUAAAAAGGAAAUUGAGAAGUUUCUAGAUCCAGACAUGUAUUCAUUGUUAGAGGAUUCAACCAGUGAUUUAAAAAGCAAAAAGUUUAAAAAAUUGACUAAAGCUGUAUGUGGACUGAUCGAUGACUACAGCAUGGUCCGGUUUUUACCGUACGAUCAGUCAGAUGAGGAAAGCAUGGACAUCGUCCUACAGCAUAUCGAUUUUGCCAUUCAGUACGGGGAAGACUUGGAAUUUAAAGAACCAAAGGAGCACGAAGAUGAAUCUUCCUCUAUGUUUGAUGAAUAUUUUCAAGACCAGAAUGAAUGAAACAUUUACUAAAUGUCAUCAUACAUAUGUGAAGAUCUUGUGGCCAAAUUGGCAGAAUAUUCUGUUCAAAGGAGACAGUAGGAGAAAGCUGCUUAUUUUAAUGAAAAAAGGAGUACUUGGCUCUUUGCCUGGAGCAUCCCUGGAUCAGGUUCUAAGUUACUGUGAAGCUGCUGUGUCUAAAGGGGAAUCUUACAGACUUGGACAAGGAGCUCAGCAGUAGAACACUGAAGCAUAUGCAGAGCCCGCCUUGAUUCCAUAAAAGGGGGUGGGAUGGAAUCUUUAGUAGGAUUCUGAUAGCAUCAGUUUAAUUACAUUCUUCUUUUUAGGCUUUAUGAAGGCUAGUCUGGCCUUAAAGUCAUUAUGUAAUCUACCAAACUGGAACUCAUGGCAGUCUUCCUGCCCCAGCCCCCCAAGUGCUGGGAUUACAGAUGUGUGCCACCACACUUGAUUU
Messenger RNA from Chinchilla lanigera (long-tailed chinchilla), 1465 nucleotides. RefSeq names its product GPN-loop GTPase 3 (gene Gpn3). The transcript has 8 exons. The record is from RefSeq and is a predicted model, not a curated record. NCBI's taxonomy places the organism in Eukaryota, Metazoa, Chordata, Mammalia, Rodentia, Chinchillidae. Gene Ontology annotation, molecular function: GTPase activity. The coding region runs from base 100 to 1014 and encodes 304 amino acids.